Volvox carteri f. nagariensis is the source of this 1934-nucleotide messenger RNA. RefSeq lists its product as uncharacterized. Bases 94 to 1092 code for a protein of 332 amino acids. The record is from RefSeq and is a predicted model, not a curated record. Gene Ontology annotation, cellular component: Golgi apparatus. NCBI's taxonomy places the organism in Eukaryota, Viridiplantae, Chlorophyta, Chlorophyceae, Chlamydomonadales, Volvocaceae. Gene Ontology annotation, molecular function: antiporter activity; GDP-fucose transmembrane transporter activity. The transcript has 6 exons.
CGACAGCGGACCUUAACCUGGAAAGCGACAACUUGAAGAACAUACAACGAGACAAAUAGACAUCUCUCCUGUUUUAGCAAGCCGAUUUGUGAGAUGAGUGACAAGGAGCGUGGCAUAGAGGAGGAGAAGGCAAAACUGCUGGAGGGCAGGAAGGAUGUGGAGGCUGGAAAGCACCUCAUGACCUCGGCGAAAUCUCUCAGCCUUGGGGGCUUUGGGUUGACUUCGAUCGUGAUCCUCUAUUACGCAAUAUGUAGUUCAACUAUGCUUGUGAUCAACAAGGUCGCCAUCUACCACUUUCCUUGCCCGAUCUCUCUACUAUGUCUCCAACUAUUCUUCUCUGCCUUUGCUGUCACGUUGGGGCACUACGUCGGCGUCGUUUCAGCUGAAGCAAUUGACUUCGAUAAGCUGAAGAAGUUCGUCUGGGUCGUCGUCGGGUUUCUUGGUACCAUCUUCGCCAACAUUAAGGUUUUGCAACACGCUAAUGUGGAGACGUUCAUAACGUUUCGGUCUACGACACCGCUGAUCUUGUCGAUCUGUGACUACAUAUAUCUUGGGAGGGCGCUGCCAACAAUGCGCUCAUGGCUCAGCCUGGUCGUGCUCCUGUCGGGUAGCUUUGGAUAUGUACUGGUGGACAGCGACUUCAAGAUUGAUGCUUACUACUGGCUAUUGCUUUGGUAUGCGUUCUUCACGUUCGACACCGUUUACGUCAAGCACAUGUGCGAGACCGUCAAGAUGACUAACUGGAGUCGAGUGUAUUACACCAACGCCAUUGCGCUGGGACCUCUUCUGCUCGCACUGCCCCUUGCGGGCGAGCAGGACCGGCUGAGCUCUGUAGUCUGGACGUCGAACGUCUGGGUGCCGGUGCUGCUGUCGUGCCUGAUGGGCAUUUGCAUGUCGCACAGCGCCUACCUGCUCCGUGAUACGGUGUCCGCCACGCUGUUCACCAUUGUGGGUAUUUUGUGCAAGAUCAUCACCGUCGUCAUCAACGUACUCAUCUGGGACAAGCACGCAACGCCGGCAGGGAUCGGCUUCCUGCUUGUAUGCGUUUUCGCUGGGACGUUCUACGAGCAGGCGCCAAAGCGAGCCUUGUAGAGCUGUGCUUGGGUACUUUUCAAGCGGGCUGCCAAGCGGCAAUCGCAACCUUCCGAAUCGUUUUGUAUUUGUAAGCUUAGCAAUGAUGGUGGGUCUUCGGGUAUCGCUGCCUGCCAUUGGGACGGUGUAAAUCCCGAUUUCUUUUCUAUGCCGUGAAAAGAUCGUAAGGCGGAGGUCGGAUGGAACCUGCGGAUAACGUGAUAGCUGCGCAAGCAAAUGUGAUAUCCGCGCACGCGAUAUUAAGGGAGUAGGCUUUUUGCUUAAGAAAGUAGGUUUGGAAGUGCCGCUUGGGAAACUGUGUUCCAAGAAAUUGCCGGAACUUCUCUCCCUGAUUUGCACGGCAGAGGGGCAGACAUUCAUCCAGCUGACUGUAAGUGGAUGGUACGCAGUAGUAGUGAUAGAUACCUCCUUUAUUCCCAGGUACUGCCCCCUGACCGCCCCACGCUGUGAGCUCUGUUCGUGUGGAUGGUGCGAAUGUUAGACCUUCGUAGCGGUUAUAACCUAAUUGCACGUGGUUGGUUGGUUGGUUGUGUCACGUGCCCUAGUUAGUUUAUGAGUUCACAUUUCUCACGAUGCGGAUGUGGAUAGUCAUCUGAGGAUUUACUGGGUGGCACACGCUAGAAUGGUUGUGACUGCGUAGUUCUUUGUCUCUAGAUUGUUCAGUCGGACAAGUGAGAGGGAGGUUCUUUUACUUGUAGGAUGCAUCUGUUCGUCCAGAUGACGUGUCGUCGUACGUAGUCGGGCGCCCUUAAGAAGGGGAACGCUAAUGGUUUGGUUUGGAAGAGAGCUCAAGAGGAAGGGUCCCAACGCUCAAACAUACUGUAACCGACGUUUCGAGUUUC